AUAACGUUUUUUUCCCACUUAUUCGAAUCCGCCCCUGGGGGAUAUUCAGUACCAAUCGGAGUAUCCUCAUCAAGAACCAGUAGUGUUUAAAUUUCUCUUCUUCGCUCACGUCAAUUCUACCAUGUCGAGCUGACAAACUGAUACUUUUCCUAAUUCACGGGAUUCUCUGACGUCAUAUGCGUGCUUCCUUUUCUUAUCAGACGAAUGUUAUUACAUGCUCAAAUACGAUUUACCCAGAUUUAUCAUAUUUGCUUAGUGUUUCCGAAUGUUUAUAUUAAAUUCUUCGGCUGAAAUCAACGUACCCAGUUCUGCCUCCAGUGCUGUCUAUUGACGUUGAUCUAUCUGGUGAAAAGCCUACUGUCAGUUCGCUUUGAAUAAAGCAACAAGUGAUUCCAUUGAGUGAAAUACAGAUCCAAGAUUCUUCUAUUCAAGAGUACUUGUUAACCAGAGCAUCAACAAGACACAACAUGUCCAAGGAAGCGAAGAGUAUGAUAUGGGACUAUUUAGUCUUCAUAAUAUUCGUUAUAGCGAGUUCUUUCGUGGCAGUGUAUUCAAGAUUUUUUGGUCCGAAAGAAAAAACGAAGGCUGAUUAUGUUUUUGCCGCAGGAAAAGUGUCAAUGGCUGCCAUGAUGCUAAGUAUAGCCAGAGGAACACUAGGAGUACGAUCGUUCUUAGGUUAUCCUUCGGAGCUCUUCUACAGGGGAUGCACCAUGUGGGAGACCCUAUACGGGAUGGUGCUGGCCUACCCCAUAGUGUGCUUCAUUUUCGUCCCAGUUUACUUCAGCCUCGGCAUAACGUCAGUAUAUCAAUACUUGGAUCUUCGAUUUAAAUCACGCCUCGUGAGAUGUCUGGCCUCAGGCACAUAUAUCGUGAGACAGCUGCUCAACCAGGGAGUCACAGUAUUCACGCCCUGUGUGGCACUCAACACUGUUAUUGGAAUUCCUUACUGGGCAUCCAUCUUCGGAAUCACGGUUGUCAGCGUUAUUUUCACUCUGCUGGGAGGCUUGAAGGCAGCAAUCCUAGCAGAUGUUAUGCAAGGAUUAACAAUGAUCGCAGUGAGCGUUGCAAUAAUAUUUCAAGGCACUAUUGAGGCAGGCGGAGUGAGCGAGGUUUUCCACACGAACAAGGAGGAUGGUAGGCUUGAAUUCCUCAACUUCGAUAUGGAUCCAACUCUAAGGGUGACCACAACCUCUGCCCUCGUUGGACAACUCUUCAUGUCCCUCUCAAUAUUCGGCUGCCAGCAGAACUUCGUACAAAGAUACUGCAGUAUGGACUCGCAGAAAAAAGUAACAAAAACCCUGAUGUUCAAUAUCCCUGUGAUCACGGUCCUCUUCAGUUUAUCCUGGGUGGUUGGCAUGGUGAUCUACGCAACCUACGCCAGCUGUGAUCCUCUGUCGUCCGGAUACAUAGAGAAAUAUGACGAAAUCCUUCCUUUCUUCGUCGAGGAUAGAUUCAACUACCUGCCCGGCAUUUUGGGUCUUUUUAUGGCCAGCCUCUUCAACGGAGCACUCAGUCUGAACGUAUCGAAUUUGAAUUCUCUGGCUACAGUCACCUUCGAGGACUUCCUGCGUCCCAUACCCUAUCUCAAAGGGUUGAAGGAUUCGCACCAGUUGUACGCUAUCAAAGCCAUCGGAGUGGUGUAUGGAUUCGUUAUCAUGGGGAUAGCCUUUGGCGUUGGCCUCCUGGACGGUGUUAUCGAGUCCUCUAUGCUGGUCACUUCAGCCACUUCGGGACCUCUGCUUGGAGUCUUUUUGUUGGCUCUCCUCGUCCCAUGUGCCAACUGGAAGGGUUCCGCUGUAGGAGUCAUAACCGGACAUAUGAUCACACUGUGGAUCACCUUCAAUGGUUUCUCGAUCGAAAAACCGCCAGCACAGAUCCUUCCACUCCACGUUGAAGGAUGCACGAAUACCUCUUUCAAUCCUCACAUCCUCAAGCCUGAACACAGAGGGUUGGAAGCUUGGAACAUCCCCACCACAACGCCAUAUCCCUAUGAUCUAUACGACACCGAAGACCCGUAUGAUUUGAUCAACACGGACUUGAUCACAUCAAACCCCUUCACCCAGCUCUACUCCAUGACCUACAUGUACUACUCCUUCGUCGGCUGCUUCAUUACAGUCCUUGUGGGCUGGACGAUAUCCUACUUUACAGAGAGCAGCGAUGAUAUCUACGACGAAACCUUAGUUCACCCGAUCGCUCGCAAGAUGGCGACAAUAUUCCCGGGCAAAAAACGGAGGUAUCUGGAGAAGACGAGGACUCCAGAGGCACCACGGAGCAGCUCGAUGAAGCCCUCGGCCAGCAAUCCGAACUUCGAGAAGAAGAACGGCUUGAACGGCAGUAGCAGCAUGAGCAACUGCAACCACGAGGUCCCUAUGGAAACCCUUGAAGUUUACAAAACGAAGUUAUGAUCUUGAACUUCGAUAGAUAUUUUAGUUUGUAGUUCACAUUAGAUAUUUAUUAUUGCUGUGAUUUAUUAGCGGUUAAUUAGCAGUUUUUAAGGAUUUAACUUGAGGCCUUUCAUAGUUACAACUUGGUUGUAAUCACUCCAUUGAGAUAAGUCUAUUAAUUUAUCGAUUCACGCCCAUUCUCAGUGUUAGCUUAAGUAAUUUCCCAAGAAUAUUGUUAUCAUUAAUAUUACAAAGUAUUCUAUACACAAACGAUAAUACUCAAGAUUUAUAUUUAGUUAUUCUUCCAUCUAUUGGUACUUAUUUUAUAUCAUAUCACAUUCAUAACAAUCAAAGUAAUGUAAAAUCGAAAAAAAAUCAUAUCUCAGGGACACUCCGACUGGAUUGAGCCUAUAGUUUUUCACUUCGUACAUUUCUCAUUGCAAAUAACCCAUUUUUUAUGUAUUCCGUGUUGCGUUCGACUCUCACCGGAAAUUACCCUUUUUUAAGUUAUCUACAUCGUGAAAGAUUAACAAUAUGAAUCUUUAAUCAAUUAAUUCGUUAUACGUAUACUUACUUGUGUACAUAUUAAUAGUUAAGUAGUUAUCGAAUGACGAUGGUUUCUAGAAACUUGUGCAUUAUAUGUUAUCUAUGUUUAACGACACUAACAAUGUUUUUUUUAAUAUUAUUUAUCUAUUUUUGAUUGAAUUGUAAGAGAUCAAGUUACUCCAUUUAUAUUAAAUGUUCAAAAUAGACGCUAGGUCGUCUUGAAGAAGAAAAA
Coccinella septempunctata (seven-spotted ladybird) is the source of this 3162-nucleotide messenger RNA. RefSeq names its product sodium-coupled monocarboxylate transporter 1. Gene Ontology annotation, biological process: transmembrane transport; sodium ion transport. NCBI's taxonomy places the organism in Eukaryota, Metazoa, Arthropoda, Insecta, Coleoptera, Coccinellidae. The coding region runs from base 468 to 2405 and encodes 645 amino acids. Gene Ontology annotation, cellular component: membrane. The transcript has 9 exons. The record is from RefSeq and is a predicted model, not a curated record. Gene Ontology annotation, molecular function: symporter activity.